CGGGUGGGGCUGGGCUUAGUCCGGCUGGGCGCGGAAGCCGGGGCUAGGUCCGGGUCGGGCCGCGCCGCGCCGCUAUGUCCAUGGAGGACCCGUUCUUCGUGGUGAAGGGGGAGGUCCAAAAAGCAGUGAAUACUGCUCAGGGGUUGUUUCAGAGAUGGACGGAGCUCCUGCAAGACCCUUCUAUAGCCACAAGAGAAGAAAUUGACUGGACAACUAAUGAGCUCAGGAACAACCUGCGGAGCAUUGAAUGGGACCUGGAAGACUUGGAUGAAACUAUUAGCAUUGUUGAAGCAAAUCCUCGGAAAUUCAACCUUGAUGCAACAGAGCUGGGUAUAAGGAAAGCUUUCAUCACAAGCACACGGCAGGUGGUCCGGGAAAUGAAGGAUCAGAUGUCAAAUUCAUCUGUGCAAGCAUUGGCUGAAAGAAAAAACAGGCAGGCACUCCUGGGAGAAAGUACAAGUCAGAGCUGGAGCUCUGGAUCAGAUAAAUAUGGUCGUUUGGAUCGAGAGCAGCAAUUAGUAAACUCGCACUUCAUUGAGGAGCAGCAGGCUCAACAGCAGUUGAUUGUGGAGCAGCAGGAUGAGCAGUUGGAGCUGGUCUCUGGCAGCAUUGGGGUGCUGAAGAACAUGUCUCAGCGCAUUGGUGGGGAGCUGGAGGAACAAGCAGUGAUGUUGGAUGAUUUCACUCAUGAGUUAGAAAGCACACACUCAAGGCUUGAUAAUGUUAUGAAGAAGCUUGCAAAAGUCUCUCACAUGACCAGCGAAAACAGGCCUACUGGAGUUACCCAAUCACGCUUUCAACAGCAUUGCCAUCCAGCUGACCAAUUGUUAAGCAAAGUCUGAAAUUUAAAUGGGAGAACACAAGUUAUUCCACUGCCAUUUGGAUCAAGUUGAACUUCUGUGAAAUUGGAACGAGGUCCUUGCCAAGUGGGUCACUGCCAAAAUAGCCAUCUGUGAACAGGUCCUACUACCCCAGGGGGGAAGGGAGUUGAGGGCUGAAAUCUACUUGCCACCCACUGCCCUGAUAGACAGGAGGGGAACAUAAUGCCAGGUCUUCCAGGGAAAAGGGGAGUUGCCAGCAGCCUCUGCCAAAGAUUCUGCUUUUUCAAGAGCACCAGGCAGCCUGUCGCUCAAGGACAGAGCAAAGCUGGAGGGAGGGACAAAGGCAGGAAGAGGACUCUGCGCUCACAACCUUCCCCACCCCUAAGAAGCCAACUGGACAGGUUUCAACCACCAAUGAGAAAGGAAAGUGCAUUAAACUCUCAAUAUCUGUCCCAGUCUUGCUUGGAAGUUCCAGAAUGAAGUAUUUCCCUCCUGGGACAUGGACAUGUGCAUUAUUGUUACCUGAGAAAUGCUACUUCUGGGGGGUUCCCCAUUGAGAAGAGAUGUAAAAAACUUAGGUGACGAGGCCAAAUGUGGAUCUUUCCAUUCUUCCCUCAUCCAGAACAAUGAGCGCGCUGGGUGCUGGAUGCAGAGACUCCAAAGACUUGCAGGUAAAAAUCACAUGUACUAUGCAGAGAUGUUUCUGUUCUUCCCUCUGGACCCAUCCACGGCCCUCGUGACAGCAGAAAAUGGGACCUGACAUAGCAAGGGGAUAUGGCCCAGGAUUUGGUCCUACAGUGGCAAAGGCAGCAUAUUAUGCCAGAUAUCUGGUGAGUUGCUGCAGAGGAGAUGGGGAUGGCACGUGUGUCCCCUACCACACAGCCAUGGGCAUGGACAUGGCACCCACCCAGAACAUAUCUUGUUCUAGAAGUGUUCUGCAACCAACAACACUAUAAGGGAAGGAAAUGGAGCCAGCUUGUCACACACCAGCCUCUUUUCAACCCGGUGGUCACAAAGCCAGACCCACCACAUUAUAUUUUUUUCCAGUCUAUCAAUUAGUACAUUGUGAUGCAUUUUCUUGCCAAAUCAUCCAUCACACCACAAGGAACUGUGCCUCCUUUUCUGUCCAUCUGUUAUAGGAAGUCCAAUGAAAUAUAUUCUAGUGAAAGGAACAGAGGGAGAUGCAUGCUUGUUCUGACAUGGGGCUAGGGCAACUGUAUUACUCAGGAACAGAGGAGCUAGGACAGAACUAUACAGGUCAGGUACAAGUAGUGCACCAUAGAGUCAUGGUACAAUUAUAUCCUGCCUAAAGGCAAAAGAGGUAUGUGCGUCUCUCUCACUUCAUCAUAGGGCUUCUUGACGGUGCCCCCAUGUUAUGUGCUUAAGAAUGGUGUCUUCCUUCAGUACAGUGCUUCCCAAACUUUUCCUCAGCAUGGCCCCUCACUCCCAACCCACAACCCCACCCGCUGAUGUUGUGACCCCAUUUGGGGUCGUGACCCACAGUUUGGGAACCAUUGCUUUAGUACUUCAGGCCUCAUAUACGUGAACUGCUCCCAGUUGCAGAGCACACAACCCUAAUUCAGCAAUUCCACGUGGGGACCAGAAUCUCUCCUCAGACAGUCUCCAGGCCAGUGCUGGGUUCUGUCGAGGAAGGGGAGGCAGAAGGAAUCUACACAGCAAAGGCUUUAAGAUGCCUUUUACAGAACUGCUGUGAUUUCUCCCCCAUGCUGGUCCAUGUCUGCCACUAGCAGGACUAAUUCUUUGUAUUUUUAUGCCCUAAAUAAUCUGAUUUACCUGCUGGAUUUCUUCCCCCCACCCAACCUCAAUUUGCCCCAGAGUUUGCAUUGACCCAUGCAGCUCCCUCUGGCUGGGGAUGUCUUAGCAGAGAGAAAGACAGAGAGAAAGAGAGAGAGGAGGAGGUUAUUUGUCAUACUUCAUAGGCUCUUUCUUUAGAAGAAAAACUCUGCAAGCAGUCCAGAUCCCUCCCCCCCUGGGCAGGGAACAGCCAGGCAAUCUGUCCAGACACCCUGGGAUCAUUAGCAUUGGAAUAUAAACUCUCUGGAGAAUGGAGAACAAAAGCCAAAUUACUCAUCCAGGGAGCGGGGGUGGGGCUGAGGGAAACCAAAGGCGGCUGGAAGAGCUAACAAAGAGCUGGAGCUGGGCAGGUGUCUUCACAUCUUGGCUGCCAUCCCAGAGCUGCUUGGAGCCUGCAAAGCAUGUGAGCGUGGCACCAAGGCUGGCUGCCCUGCUACAGCAUCCUGCUGCUGCUGCAGGCUGUGCUUCCAAUGGAACAAAGAUGACCUUUCCAGGGGUGGGAGAGGAAGGUGGGGGGAGGUUUGAACUGAACCAGUUCCCUCCAGCUGCUGCAGAGGAUGGGGAGAUGACAGCUCGGUCCUUCUGCCAAGCAUUGGAGUCGCUCUAUGCCCAGGCUCCUAGCAGCUGUGUGGGUGCUGGCACAUAGCUAAGGUGAUCAGUGUUAUGGAGCAGUUAAUGCCAGCUGAAAGAAGGUUGGCAGAAAGGAGGUCCUAUUCAGAGAGCCAGGGACUCCUCUGCUGGUGGGACAGACAGUAGCUUCUGGCCAGACACUGCCUCCAAGCCUGGGCAGAACAUUACACAUGUGCAUCUGCCUGGCUGUAUGGCACUCAUUUCCAUGGUACCCAGCAUCAUAAGCCUAGCCCAACCAUUUGGCCCAGACUGCCAGCCAGAAAGUCUGGGGCAGUCUGACCAGCCAAGCCAACAGGCCUUCUGCCUCACUUCUCUAAGCUCUGCUCUCAGGAGAACCUACUCCUUUCAGUGCGAUCAGAUACUGUGGCCAGCAAGGAGCCUCCUUACUUCCCACUGCAGGCCCCCUUGUGCCCCAGGUGCUAAGCAGGACUUGGCAUGCAGCCCCAUGUCACUAGGUCCAACAGUGAAAUCCCUUGCUGGGAUCCCAGCUCUUUGGCUAAAGCAUUCAGCCACUAACCAAGUGCCCUGGAGGGACCACAUGGCCCUGUGCCCCAAGCACAGGUCUGGGGACCAGGAACAGCUGAGUGUUAAUCUUCCCUCUGCCAUGAUUCUGGGAAGUCACUUAACUUGUAUCCCACAUUAGUCACUUGCUAAUUAAAAGUGAUCCCCCUCAGCAGAAUUGACCCUAGGGAGGUGCGGGGCCCAGGGCAAAUCAGCCUGUGCGGGGCCCCCUUAACACUGCUUGGGGCUGUGGUACCGAGUCUCUGUGCUUCUUCUGCGGUAUGGGACUGAGCUGCCAACUCCAGGCAGGCCCUGCAGGAAUGGCCACUCCACCCUGCCCAGCUCUGCAGGGCCCCUUUGAAGCAUAGGGUCCGGGGCAGUUACCCUGAUUCUCCAUACCCUAGGGAUAGCUCUGCCCCUCAGCUUCUCCUCCCUGGAAGGUCGUGAGAAUUAACUAGCUUUGAGAGUAGCAGGGACCAGCUAAGUGCUAGGUAACAACAGGAGAUAAGUGCUAGGUAACACAUUGGUGCUGGAUGCACUUGUCCUUCUACCCCUUGGGACUAAAAGUGCCCCAGUUUUGGGUGUAAGCAACAGACCAAGGUAGCUGCUGCUGCUUCUCUUCACCGUAAAGGAAAAUACUACUAUUCCUAUACCUCCCAUGCUCUGUCUUCCCACAGGGGAUGCCUAUAGGCUAGAAAGAAUACCAAGCUGCAUCACAGACAGGGCUAAAGCAGCCCCUGCUGGCUUUGCCUUCUCACUUCUUGGGAGUGUGAGAGCACUCGAAGGGCUUAUUUCCAUAAUUUGGAAGGGCUCAUUCUGUUUUAACAUGGUGGUGAUCAGUUCAUGCCAAUAUAAGCACACCCACUAUUAACCAAUGUUAAAUAACCAUCACCAUAUCUAAUUAGGUCUCUUUGUGGUAUCCUCCUUUCAGCAGCCUGGGUUAGAGGCACUGGAGGCAGGCUGCACCUCCUGCCCUAAGUGAAAGUGCCUCCUGACAGGCCAGCUGAGCAUUUAGCCCCCAGUGUGCAGAAGCACAGCUUCCCAGGUGUGGCUCAGCACCUCUAGCAAACAGACCAUUAAUAAAUAAUUAGGAGCUUUCCUACCAUUUGAGAGUGCCUCUGCACCUGUGCUCUCAGGGGUUGGUUAUCCAUUUCCUGCUGUGAGGAGUUAUGACAGUCCCUUGAAAGCUGACCUGAAAUGGGAAAGGAAAUGGGCUUGUGCCCUUCUUUGCUAGGGGUCAAGAAAAUGUGAGCCUUUCCUUCUUCCUAAAGGAGAGUGCUUUUUGAAUCAGAAAGUCGGGGUCUUUAAUCUUGGAAUUCUACAAACGGCUGAGGAAUCAGUUGGAUUUAGGAUAUUGCAAUAAACUAGACCUGAAUGGUUGAGAGGA
Alligator mississippiensis (American alligator) is the source of this 5154-nucleotide messenger RNA. RefSeq names its product syntaxin 6 (gene STX6). Gene Ontology annotation, cellular component: synaptic vesicle membrane; endomembrane system; SNARE complex. The coding region runs from base 75 to 842 and encodes 255 amino acids. NCBI's taxonomy places the organism in Eukaryota, Metazoa, Chordata, Crocodylia, Alligatoridae. Gene Ontology annotation, molecular function: SNAP receptor activity; SNARE binding. The record is from RefSeq and is a predicted model, not a curated record. The transcript has 8 exons. Gene Ontology annotation, biological process: intracellular protein transport; vesicle fusion; Golgi vesicle transport.